AUGGCGGCGACUCCCUCCCACGGCCGCUUCAAGUUCACUCCCUCCAACUCUCCCUUCUUAGCUCGCCCAACUCGGACCUCCAGGUCACCCAUGCGCGGUCGCACCACCUUGAAUGACUCCUCCAAGCUCUCCUUGAAGCGUGUUAUCGGCACCACUUGCUCCUCGCCCACGGGCUUCGACACACUACCCUCCUCGUUCGCUUAUAUCGCCGGCGGCGCUGUCGUUGUGGUGGAUGUUGAUGGAGAGAAUCAUACCCAACGCUUUUACCGAGCUCGACCAACUGCUGUACCUCUGUACUCAGUAGCAACAUUUCAGAAUACACCUUCGACACCUACAGGAACUCCCAAGGCCAACGACAGCCGCGGCCGUGUUGCACCAAGCUUUCGAAACUCGCCUCAUGCCUCCACUGACUGGAACGAAUCUCCCGGAAGCAACACAUGGACCAGCCGUGAACGAAUCAAAGCUGCUACAUGUCUCGCGCUGAGCCGAGACGGUAAAUAUUUGGCUGUUGGCGAGACUGGAUACGCACCUCGUGUCCUGAUUUUUAGCCUGCACGAUACUUCUUCGGAUAUCCCCCUCAUCUCUAUUAGUGAGCAUGCUUUUGGCGUCACAGCCGUAGCAUGGUCCUCAGACACUCAGUACUUGGCAUCCCUUGGUGCCGCCAACGAUGGAUUUAUCUAUGUUUGGAAGGUCGACCCUCGCACGGGUGCGGCCAGGCUCUUCAAACAGAACAGGUGCACAUCCUAUGUCAAAGACAUGGUCUGGAUGGGCAACUGUCUCAUUACGCUUGGAGUCCGCCACGUGAAGAUGUGGAAGCCCGAUGACGGGCCAGCCAUUUCUCCUACGAAGCAAAAAUUCUUGAAUGACCAGCCACCGGCGUCGACUCCUCCCUCUCAGAGAACCCUGCCAGGGCGUAAUAUCUUGCUGGGGUCUCUUCUGGAAACUACUUUUACUUGCGCUGCUGUUGUCAAAGACUCCGGCCUUAUCCUUUGCUCUGAAACGGGCGAUGUGUGCAUUUUGGAGGACGACGACAGGCAGAUGAGGUUACAAAAAGUCCUUGGUCUGGACUUUUCUAUCACCUCGAUUGCCAUCCGAGGCAAUCUUGCCUACAUUGGAGGCAAAAACGGUCAUUUCGCCGUGCUGGAUGCCGAGGCUGUCUUGGACGGCAAGCCCGCAUCAGCAUGCAUCCGCGAGACGACAGCGCCCUCCACAGGGCACGUCGCGCUAGGAUUUCUGGCGGACAAGCUCGUGACUAUCGAUUCACGGCAUUGUAUCGACAUCUGGAAUUAUGACCAUGUUCCGGGCAAGGAUGCCCAAGCUGUGGCCAGCGUCCCUAUUCCUGGCCAUGGACAACCAGUUACGGGCAUCCAGAUGCUACAGAAGCCGAAUUAUCUGGACGCAUCGUUCCUGACUUGGACAGUCACAGGCAAUGUUACUUUCUGGACACUGGAAGGCCAAGUCAAAGCCUGUGUUGAUGUCCCGAUUGAGAUCACCGAGUCGGAGAAUGACCUGGUGGGACCUAUCAACCAGCUAACGUGCGCUCGCACAACGAGUGAUGGCAAGCUGCUCGUCUCAGCAGAUCGACUUGGUGUCCUGCGCGUCACCGACAUUGCGACAAAGGACUCCAUACUCGACAUCAAGGCUCACACGGCCGACUGCCGUUGCGUGAGCGUUUACGAUACCGGCUCAAAGUUCCUCAUGGCUUCUUGCGGUAGGGACCGCACCACACAACUUUUCCACCGGACAGUGGAUGGCUCUAUCGAGCACUUCCAAACACUGGAAUUUGCUGCUAAGGUCGUUCAAGUCCUCAUCCCGUCUGACGACAAGGUGUUGACUUGCUCCUUUGACCGGACGUUGCAAAUAUACGACAUUAUUACAAAAGAAGGCGAUCCAGAUGCUAUCGCCGCCAUUCCUUCUAGGGUUAUUUCACUAAGAGCUUCUCCCAGUUCCAUGGUCCUGGGCCCCGGCCAAAGGACCGUAUUUGUUUCGCUUUUGGAUCGAUCCAUUUGCCAAUACGACCUCAACACGGGUCGCAAGAUUUCUUGUUUCAAGUGCACGGACGAGGGCAGGGGAGAUUCUGCUGUUCUCGACUCGCUCUCUUUUGGCCAAUGGCCACCCAAAGACCAGGAUUUUCUAUUAGGGACAUCCAACACGGACAAGUCCAUCAGGUUAUAUGACGCCCAAACGGGCAGUUUCUUGGACCGCGAAUGGGGACAUACGGAAGCAAUCAACGGGGUUUGCUUGGUUGAGGACGAAGACGGAAGCCGCAAGGUAGUGAGCGUUGGUUCGGACGGGACCAUGAUGAUUUGGUUGUUGGAUCUGAACGAUCCGGUCCCCGGUUCGAUGAGUAGGGAUCCAUCGCCGGCCAAGGAUAUUGUUUCUGGACGGCCACCACUCCGGAGAGUAUUAUCAAAAGCUGAACUGGCCGAGUUUCAGCGCCCUUCGACAGCAUCAGGUCGAAGAUCACCACCACGGACGCUCCAGCGACGGACUUCUCGAUUCAAUUUGGCUGCGAGUGUGACAAGGACGCCGACAAACACCUUCCCAACGAGCCCUGGCAGCACAGCUGUUGAAGAUACACCCUCGCGACGACCUUCAGGAGACAGCCGAGUCAGUCCUCCAGUUAGUCCCAGAGCAAAGGUCACUCGGCGGCCAUCACUCCCGGCGUUGGGGACAACUGCUCGCAAGAAGACAUCAUCCUCCAACCUACGGUCUGGUUUUGGAUCAUUAAAUAUGGCGACAGAACAGACCUGUCGUCAGUUGCGAACAUACCGAAAGAAACUUGCUUCCUCGGAACCCAUCAGUCAAGACAACCUGACCGAACUGGAUCAGGAGCUGCGAUUGACAGCGGCUGCGCUUGGCGAUCGGGCCAUUCGAAGCAAGGCGAUGAACGAGACGGUCUUGAGUGGCUUACUCGACCAAUACUCGGAGAGGCUGACCGUGAUCGUGGCGCCGGUUCAUCUUCUUGCGAGACGUGAAGGCCCCCUGGAUAGCUGGCGAGGUGGACCGCGGGGCAUGAAUCAACCGGCCGCCUACACGCCCCUCGAGUCGCUGUUGCUAUUCCAGUCGGUGGUGACCAAUGGAGUCGACACUGGGGCCUUCGCGCGCAUCUCGGAGUCUCUGAUCAGCAACUCGCUCAUCAAGGAUGAUCCUACAUACGAUCCCACGCGACUGCAACCGGAUGCGCUGCAUCAGCUGUUCCUGCUGCUGCUAAAGGAGGAGCUCAGGACCGAGGCGGAGCGCGGGGAUGCGACAGCAGAUGGAUCACCAGGGUCAAGGAAGAGGAAGUUGGGGACGCCGCCGCUGCCGACGCUUAAGGAGGUCUACGAAAAUGUCGAAAAAAUACCCGCGCUUGUCGAGACACUCUACGCGCGAUACCGCGAAAACAUCGUCAAGCAGAUCCGCGAGGACGAGCGGCGAUUCGAGAAUGUCCGUGGUGAGAUUCAGCUGCUUGAGCGGACUGAGAGAGAGCGACGCGCAAGGGCCGCAAGUCAGAAUGGAACACCAGUGCUCGCCUCGCGGGAUGCGAAGCCUGUCCUCGCGCCCAACGGGCCAACCGCAUCACCGACUCCAACCCCGAACUCUUCGACGCCGGCAACUGUGCGGCGGGGACCUACACCGCAUACGCCCGUGAUACCACCAAAGCCUCCGACUUCUCACGUUGCGCCGCCAACUGUUGCUCCGCCAAGCCAUCUUCCCUCUGGGACGCCGCCAGUCCGACCUGCGGCAUCUCCAAAGCCUCCUAAUGGGAGUGGUUCUGUUCUUCAACCUCCCGCAGGUGUCCCCCAAACUGGUCCACGACCACUGCAACCACCGCAAGCGCACCCUCCGAAGCAGGCACUUACUCCACGGCCCGAGGUUGGAAUCAAGCCAAAGGAAGCCAAUGCGACUCCUCAGACUGUGACGCCGGUAGCGGCUCCCCUCAAGUGGGAGAAGCCCCUCCUACACAAGGACCGACGGCUCCUCCAGGGGUACAACAGCAGCAACAGCAGCAGCAUCAACCACAGCAGCCACACCAUCAACAGCAGCAGCAUGUACAACACCCGCAACAGCAACAGCAUUGGUACCCUCAGCAAACUGCUCAGUUUUCUCCUCAAACUGCUGCUCAACCUCGCCCUCAGACACCGCAACACGCUCAACACCAGCCUCGACCACAGGCACCUGCUCAACAUCCACCACAGGCCCAGCAGGCUCAGCAAGCUCAGCACCAACCACAGCAACAUGCCCAGCAACAUGCUCAGCAGGCUCAGCAUGCGAAACCGCAGCAUCAGCAACGACCAAAUCCCCCUCAAACUCCCCAAACUCCCCAGCACCCGCAGCCCUCUCUACCACAGCAUGCCACCCCCCAACAGGCUCAACACCCUUCACCUGCACAACGUGCUCAGCAAGCUCUGCCUGUUCAACAGACUCAGCAGGCUCAACACGCUCAGCAUACCCCGGCCACCCACCAACCGCAGCCUCCACGACCACAGCAAGCCCAACAGCAGCAGCAGCAGCAGCAGCAGCAGCAGCAGCCGCCGCCGCGACCGGCUUCUCACAAACCGGUCCUUGUGCCUCCUCAGCAUGCGGGACAACUGGCACCUCCUUUACAGCCAGCUCCUCCACGACCAAGUGGCGAAACCAAUGCUCAAGCUCCUCAAGCUCGACCAACGUCAACCACGCCUGUGCCGCAUCCAAGCCGCCCUAUUCAACCGCCACAAGGCCAAGCACAGCAGGUUCCUCGUCAAAUUGCUUCAGCCUCGCCGACUCCUUCUGCAGGAAGCACAGCACCCCUCGCCGUCUGGUUCUCCUGCACCGCUGGCAUCGAAAGCGGAUAACAAGGCUUAUACUUCUCCUUAUGUUGCUCAACCCCCACGACCUGCGAUUCCUGAACAUAUUAUCCGCCAAGCCGUCAACACACCUGUCAAGCGGCUUGGAACACCUUCUACACCACAUACCCCAAUUUCAGCUACGCCAACACAUCUCACCCACGGUUUUGGAACUAGAUGGGCCUCACAAUCGACGCCUUCCACUCCACGUCCCCUUAGUGGGGAACCCCAAAGUCCCGCGUACGAGCCGGUUAGCCCUCCUCAAAAGCCGGCAGCCUUGCCCAGCUCUGCUGGCUCAACACCAAGACCUUCCAAGCGACAGGCGCCCAAGUCGGUACCGAAGACGGAGCCCAAUGUUCCCAAGUCUAUUCGAGGACGAUCGGCUCGGGCGGCACCCAAGAGCCGCGGGAUUAGUGCUACUCCGUCCUUGACUCGAUCCAGACGUAGUCAGUCUGUCAUGUCUCAUACGGAUGAUCACACGACGCAACCCUCUGAGUCGGCGCCCAAGAUUAAGGAUGAGGAUGCGACACCUCGGCCUACAGAGGAUACUGGUGAUACUACGGCAGACGAGAGUGUUCCCGGUCGACCCCUGAUUGUGACCCCGAGCAGCGUGUCGUCUCGACUGCAGAAGCGAAAGCGACAGGAUACGCCUCUGGAUCCUCCGCCAGCAACGACGCAAGUUCUGUGGACUCGUGGUUUCACCAAGGUUUCCUCGUCGGCUCUGGACCAGAUCUCGAGCCACCGUGAUGCCAAUAUGUUCGCAACUGCCCUUCGGGAAAAGGACGCGCCCAACUAUCACCAAAUUGUGCUGCAGCCACAGGAUAUAACGUCUAUCCGCUCUGCUAUCAAGCAUGGUAAUAAAGCAGCCGUUCAGGCUGCCGCGGGCCUACCAGGUGGUGACCCUGGCACUGCGCACGUGUGGUUGCCGCUCUCUGAUGAGCUUGUCCCUCCAAAGGGAAUCAUCAACAGCGCCCAGCUCGAACGUGAGCUUGUCCACAUGUUCUGCAAUGCCAUCAUGUACAACCCUGAUCCCGACCGCGGCCCUGGACCAGCAUUUAUGAAACGGUCCCAGGACGAGGAAGAAGAAGUAGUGGGCUAUCGCCUCGACGAGAACGGCGUGGUGAAGAACACCCGCAGCAUGUUCGUCGAGGUUGAGAAGCUCCUGGGCGAGCUACGGAGCGCGGAAAAGGAGCGCAGCGCGCCACCGCCGUCUACUAACCGUCCUGCAAGUGUUGCCACGCCCGCCGAGGAGACGGGCGAUGAUGAUGACGAGCCAGGUGAACGCGAGACGGGGACGGUUAAGAGACGUCGAAUUGGAACCAGGGGAUGA
This is a messenger RNA of Fusarium keratoplasticum, 6138 nucleotides long. RefSeq lists its product as uncharacterized. The coding region runs from base 1 to 6138 and encodes 2045 amino acids. The transcript is spliced from 4 exons. Gene Ontology annotation, cellular component: mitotic spindle. Gene Ontology annotation, molecular function: protein binding. Gene Ontology annotation, biological process: regulation of mitotic cell cycle; mitotic spindle organization. The record is from RefSeq and is a predicted model, not a curated record. Lineage: Eukaryota; Fungi; Ascomycota; Sordariomycetes; Hypocreales; Nectriaceae.